This is a messenger RNA of Cornus florida, 829 nucleotides long. RefSeq names its product major allergen Pru ar 1-like. The transcript has a single exon. The coding region runs from base 99 to 581 and encodes 160 amino acids. Gene Ontology annotation, biological process: defense response; abscisic acid-activated signaling pathway. The record is from RefSeq and is a predicted model, not a curated record. Gene Ontology annotation, cellular component: cytoplasm; nucleus. Gene Ontology annotation, molecular function: protein phosphatase inhibitor activity; signaling receptor activity; abscisic acid binding. NCBI's taxonomy places the organism in Eukaryota, Viridiplantae, Streptophyta, Magnoliopsida, Cornales, Cornaceae.
CAGCUUGAGUUCUCUCAUUUCCCACACCCCAAAACCGCUCUACAAGCCAAUCAAUCCUUCACAUUCUUCUUCUUCUUCCUUAAACCAAUUUCGAUAUCAUGGGUGUGAUCAGUUAUGAUAUGGAGGUUACCUCCUCAAUCCCGGCUGCCAAGAUGUUCAAGGCCUUUGUCCUUGAUGCGGACAACCUCAUUCCCAAGAUCUUGCCACAAGCAAUUAAGAGCGUUGAAAUCAUCCAAGGAGAUGGUGGAGUUGGAACUGUCAAGGUCAUCUCUUUUGGCGAAGGCAGCCAAUUCAAGAGCGUCAAACACCAAGUUGACGGGCUUGACAAAGACAACUUUGUCUAUAGUUAUAGCAUCAUCGAAGGCGAUGCUUUGAUGGGUGUGCUUGAGAAAAUCUCCUACGAAAUCAAGAUCGAAGCUUCCUCAGAUGGAGGAUCCGUAUGCAAGAACAGUAGCAAAUACCACACCAAAGGUGAUGUUGGGAUCACAGAGGACCAAAUCAAGGGUGGCAAAGAAAAGGCCUUGGGAAUGUUCAAAGCUGUUGAGGCCUACCUCUUGGCUAAUCCGGAUGCCUACAACUAAAUACAGCCUUAAUCUGUAUACUGAAGUAUAUGGUUUCAUGAGUGUGCCUUUGCAUUAUUACUUAUACGUGUGCCUUUGCGUUAUCUUUUUUUCGAUGCCUUUACUUAUACGUGUGAAUAAAAGAAUCUUGAACUGCGGGGAAAAAACUCCAUUGAGGUUGUAAUCAUCCAGUUGUUUGUACUUUUUUUUAUCUGAUUGAAGUGUUCAGUUUCUUUUGAAUUACAAAUUUCCAUGCUCCAUUUAAAGGA